AUGGCGCGCGACCAACCGAUUCUGAUUGAGAACGUUUCAGGUUCGCUUGAUCAUGAGAGUGAAAACAAUAUUAAUGGAAAUGCUUUAUUUCGCUGGCAAAGUGAUGUUAACGAUCCUCGUACAUUCGUAGACUUUCAAGUGUCAACACUGGAUCCAAUUUUGCAGAUGAGAUCGAGCUCUUAUUAUCCUAAAUAUGGAUUUGGGGCUUUUGGAGUGUUCCCUUUCCUAAUGACGAAAAGCAAAUUCUACAGAGAAUCCUCUCAAGAUUAUGGCCUUAUGGGGUUGAGAUAUUGUUCUAAAGAUGUAUCCCUCGGAGUCACAUUUAUGCCUUUUGCCAGGAAAAAUGAAUUACCAAAAAGUGCAUGGCUGGUAAGCAGGAUGGGAAGGUUAAUUGCCGGGGUGCAGUAUGAGCCACAAGCCACUAGAGAUCAUGCUGACAGUGAAAUGCAAUAUGGAUUAGGCAUCCAAAUUGAUAGUCAAAGAGAAGCCAGCAAGGCUUGUACACGUGCUGGGAAGCGACCUAUGCUAAAAUCUGACAUAGAUGCUGAACAUUUUGAUGGUUUACCCAGAGAAUUGAGACCUUUUGAUAGAAUUUUGUAA
Molecule: messenger RNA, 600 nt
Organism: Gastrolobium bilobum
Lineage: Eukaryota; Viridiplantae; Streptophyta; Magnoliopsida; Fabales; Fabaceae
Exons: 9
Coding region: 1-600 (199 amino acids)
Source: RefSeq, a predicted model, not a curated record